Messenger RNA from Dromaius novaehollandiae (emu), 10935 nucleotides. It is a transcript of the gene EPHA10, whose product is annotated as EPH receptor A10. Bases 30 to 3005 code for a protein of 991 amino acids. NCBI's taxonomy places the organism in Eukaryota, Metazoa, Chordata, Aves, Casuariiformes, Dromaiidae. The transcript is spliced from 17 exons. The record is from RefSeq and is a predicted model, not a curated record. Gene Ontology annotation, molecular function: transmembrane-ephrin receptor activity; protein binding; ATP binding. Gene Ontology annotation, cellular component: plasma membrane; dendrite. Gene Ontology annotation, biological process: ephrin receptor signaling pathway; protein phosphorylation; axon guidance.
GCGGGGCGCGCGGAGUCGGUGGCGGCGCCAUGGCGACGGCGGGCGGCAGCGGCGGCGGCUUCCCCCUGGCGCUGCUGCUCCUGGGCGCGCUGCGGCCCCGCGCCGCCGCCGAGCAGGUCGUCUUGCUGGAUUCAAAGGAAUCGCAAGCAGAGCUGGGCUGGACCUCACGUCCGUCGAACGGGUGGGAAGAAAUCAGUGGAGUGGAUGAGAAUUACAAGCCGAUACGUACGUACCAAGUCUGCAAUGUCAUGGAGUCAAACCAGAACAACUGGCUGCAGACGGGCUGGAUCGCCAGGCGUGAUGGCCAAAGAAUCUUCAUUGAGCUGAAAUUCACCCUGAGGGACUGCAACAGCAUCCCUGGUGUGAUGGGCACCUGCAAGGAGACUUUCAAUCUGUACUACGUUGAGUCUGACUCUGACCUGGGCCAUAGCGUCCAUGAAAGUAAGCACAGGAAAAUUGACACCAUUGCUGCUGAUGAGAGCUUCACACAGGGGGACUUGGGCGAGCGUAAGAUGAAGCUGAACACAGAGCUGAGGGAGAUCGGACACCUGAGCAAGAAAGGCUUCCACCUGGGCUUCCAGGAUGUGGGCGCCUGCGUGGCUCUGGUUUCCGUGCGGGUCUAUUACAAGAUGUGCCUCGCCACAGUGCAGAACCUGGCCGUCUUUCCAGACACCGUGGCCGAAACGGCCUUUGCGACUUUGGUGGAAGUUAAGGGCACUUGUGUCAAUCACUCUGAAGUGGACUUGGAUAAUCCUCCUCGGAUGCACUGCAGCGCGGAGGGAGAGUGGCUGGUCCCAAUAGGGAAAUGCACGUGCAGUCCUGGCUUUGAAGAGAAGGACGGGGCAUGCAAAGCUUGCCUUCCUGGAUUUUACAAGCUCUCCCUCCGUCUCCCUCUCUGCUCUCCUUGCCCUGAGCACAGCUUCACACAUGAAGAAGCCUCCACAUUCUGUUCAUGCCAGAAGAACUACUCCAGGUCCCCAUCAGACCCACCGUCUGCCUCCUGCACACGUCCGCCAUCCGCUCCGAGGAACCUGGUCUACAGCCUGAAGCAGUCGACGCUGGUCCUGGAGUGGAGUGCCCCCGCGGACUCGGGCGGCCGGAGCGACGUCACCUACAGCCUGUGGUGCCGCCGGUGCUCGGAGGCGCUGCGGGGACGCUGCGAGCGGUGCGGCAGCAGCGUGGGCUUCGUGCCGCAGCAGACGGGACUUGUGGAGCGGACCGUCACCUUGGUGAACUUGCUGCCGCGCGUUAACUACACCAUCCGAGUGGCAGCUGUCAACGGCGUCUCAGACGUCGGCCCGUUAUCGAGGCAGCAGUAUGCCGAAGUGAAUAUCUCUACCGGCCUUGCAGCGCCAACUCCUGUCACUGGCAUCCGCACUGAUAAAAUUGAACAGAAGAGCAUUUCCUUGUCGUGGCAGGAGCCAGGCUUCCCGACCACCAAUAACACUGAAUACGAAAUCAAGUACUAUGAAAAGGAUCAAAGAGAUCAGAGUUACUCGACUGUGAAGACCACGUCAACAGCCGUGACGGUCAAUAACCUGAAGCCUGGCACCCUCUAUAUUUUCCAAAUCCGGACGACAUCUUCACAGGACUAUGGAAAUUACAGUCCUAGUAUUGAAGUGGAAACCUUAGGAGAGCUGACGGUGGCCUCCAGCGAGCAGAACCCCGUCCUGAUCAUCGUCGUCGUCGCCAUCGCCGGGCUGACGGUGCUGGUCUCCAUGGUGAUCGGCACGAUGAUCUGGAGAAGACAGUGUGGGUACAGCAAAGCCAGCCAGGAUGGAGAUGAGGAGCUGUACUUCCAUUUUAAAAUACCAACCAGGAGGACAUAUAUCAGCCCUGACACUUGUGAAGACCCCAUGCAGGCUGUGCACCUCUUUGCCAAAGAACUGGAUAACUCUAAUAUUAAGAUUGAGAGGAUCAUCGGGACAGGAGAGUUUGGAGAAAUCUGCCGGGGUUGUCUGAAGCUGCCCAGUAAAAGAGAGCUCCCGGUGGCAAUCCAGACCCUUCGGGCUGGGUGCUCGGAGAAGCAGAAGCACACCUUCCUGGCGGAGGCCUGCACUAUGGGCCAGUUUGACCACUCCAAUAUCAUCCGCCUGGAGGGAGUCAUCACCAGAGGGAACACCAUGAUGAUUGUAAUGGAGUACAUGGGGAACGGAGUGCUAGAUUCUUUUCUCAGGAAACAUGAGGGACAGUUCACGGCCACCCAGCUCAUUGGCAUGUUGCAGGGGAUUGCCUCUGGCAUGAAGUACCUGACAGAGAUGGGUUACAUACAUAAAAGCCUUGCUGCCCAUAAAGUCCUUGUAAACAGCAAUCUGGCUUGCAAAAUAACUGGCUUCAGACAGCCACAAGAAGACAAAAUGGAGACCAUCUUCACCACUAUGAGUGGAAAGAGCCUUGUGCUGUGGUCAGCCCCUGAAGCUAUCCAGUAUCACCACUUCAGUCCUGCCAGUGAUGUGUGGAGCUUUGGCAUCGUCAUGUGGGAAGUCAUGUCCUAUGGAGAGAGACCCUACUGGGACAUGUCCAACCAGGAUGUGGUAAAGGCCAUAGAAGAUGGAUUCCGCCUCCCUGCCCCGAUGAACUGCCAGCCCCCUCUUCACCAGCUCAUGCUGGACUGCUGGCAGAAGGAUCGCAAUGACAGACCCAAGUUCUCGCACAUCCACAACAUCCUGAGCAAGAUGGUGCAGAGCCCAGAGCCUCCAAAGUGCCCCAACUCCACCUGCACCAGGUCCCACAGCACGUCCAUUCCCCUCACCGAACGUACUUUCUCAGCCUUCCCAUCUUUCAGCUCUGUGGGCGAGUGGCUGGAAGCAAUAGACAUGGGCAGGUACAAGGAUAACUUCACAGCUGCAGGCUACUGCUACCUGGAAUCUGUGGCCAGGAUGACAGUCCAAGAUGUCCUGAGCCUGGGGAUCACGCUGGUGGAGCAUCAGAAGACCAUCCUGAGUGGGAUUCAGACUCUCCGGGCCCAGGUGAUACAAAUGCAUGGCCGAGGUGUGCAAGUGUGACGCAACCCCAAACAGACUGUGCAGAGCACUCACCUAUCACUCCCUGGGGAGGAGACAGCCAGCUGCGUACUGGCCCAAACUGGACCAAAUCUCUGAAAUCUUACUGAGAGCAGUUGAGCAGGUGGGAUGUAGGAAACACUGGGCUGCUGCCAAAAAGGUCAUUCCAUGUGGCAAGGAAGCAGGGUUGCCCUUCUCCUGUGCCAGGGAGGCCAAGUAUUCCUGGGACACGUGCAGUAAUGCAGUGUGUCUGGGUGGAUGUGGUUUUCCCUGGCAGUGUUUUCUAAGAUGAGUCAAACUAUAAUGAUGCCUUUUCAUAUGUUACUUAGGUUAACAGGGUGGAUGGACAUUCGUGCACUGUUUUAAUCCAGAGCUGACAGCAUUUUGGUAUCUAGCAUCCUACUGGUGUAAUCCAUGGGUAUUUUUCAGACAAGCUUACAUGUUCUACUGACCCCACAAGGAGUUUUUAUUGCUUUUAUUUUUAGAGACUGGAGCACACCUUACACCCAGCACCCAACUUCUGGAAGGUGGCUUUGCCCAUCUGGUAUGCUGAAAGGGAACUCUCUUCCAGCCUUGUCACUUCCACUCCAAGUUACCUCACUGAGUCUUGAGGCCACUGUUGGUGAAGAAAACCAAACAUUCUCCACCAAAAUGCAGAGCAAAUGGUGAUGAAUGGUCUUUUGACAAGACAGUUUGAGGGGAAGAAUUCAAAAGCUUUGACUAAAAGAGCUAUAGUCAGGGGAGGGGAAGUAGAUGGGCCUCUUGGACCGCCAUCAUGCUGAUGUUCUUAGCCUUCACUACUUUCUGUGCUGGUCCUGGCACCAUCAUUUUAUGUCUUGAGGAGCCUGGAAAAGUGGAGGGAUCUGAUCUCCCUUUGCACUGACACAGGCCACUGUAAAGUUCUCCAGCAGCGGUGCUCAUUUUGCAAUCUUAACGCAAUGCUCAGCCGUAUGGGGGAGAGCACGGAUCCCGUGGAUCAGGACAGCAGUAUGCAAUAGACCACGGCCAGGUAAGUGCUGAGUAAGAGGGUAGUUUUGGAUAAAGGCAGCGAGCGAUGCCCAGGCCCUGUCCCACAGAACUAGGUGGGUUGGAGGCCAAGCGAAGCGGGCGGAGUAUCAGUGUGCUGUCACGGCCACGGGCUGAGCAGGGCAGGUGAAAGCCAGAGCCUGGGGGAGCUCCCUGGUGUUAGCUGAGUUGGAGCUUCCCACUUAGAAGUGUUCGCCCUACUUCGGAGCAGUAGAUGGACAAAUGUUCUUCCCUCUGUAGGUUUGGAAGUUUUUACAGGGGAAAAAGGUUUUAUAAAUGGAACUAAUUCAAACCACAGUGGCAGGAAAUAACCUCCCAAUUCAGCUAGAAACAGGAUGAAAACCUUGGAAUUGGUUUGGGGUUGGAGAGACAGAUAUCAUGGCUGUUUGGUGUUCCCUGCAGCACUGUGCCCAAUAGCCAUGCGAAGAACCACUGCAGCUGCAGGUGAGUAACCUUUGCUUUCUCCUCCAGUGGCCAGACUGCCCAGCGCCCUGUCCAAAACAGGGAAGGAAAAGGCUUUUUGGAGUAUGCGCCUCAGCUGUUGCAGAAUGUCAGCUUUGCACCACUGAUCAACAGCCCUGUGACGGGCUGUGUGUGAGAAGCAGUAGUGCCAGCACAUCCCACAGUGUGCGUAACUUUUGCAACAGAGAGCACUCCAAGUUGUCUGGUUAUUUGAGGUUGCUUCAGUGCCUGUGGUGCUGGAUCAGCACAUACUGGCCGAAUACUGGGAUUUGGGCAGAGCUAUUGCAUCCAUGGGAUCGCUGAAAUUCUGCCAUGCAAUCUGGGCAAAUUAUGGCCCAACAGCACUUUACUUUGUUGCAAAUAGUAACUUAAUACUGCGUUCCUUGCACAUUGUUUUUUCCCAUUGGUUCAGGCCUGAUCCAUGACUGAAGUUAAUUAAAUGGGUCUUUGCAGCCUUGCACAGUUUUCUCAGCCUUUUGUUAUCAUCUGCAAGUAUAACAAAUGAAUUAUUGAUGAUGAAAGACAAAGAUUUACAAAGGGAAUGAAUGCUGCAGAAACUAUUCGCAGUGCAGUUAGAAAUUUGUUUGCAUUUUGAGCCAGAUAUUCCUAUUAGACUGUGCCAUGAGGAGGAUAAAGAUCUAAAUCACAAUUAAAUGAAAGGCCCUAGCUCCCCAGUCCGCUUGUAGGGCUGGCAUGGCACCUACCUGCUGCCCAGGCAUUUUCCUUCUGUUCUAGUAGAGCAAUUAAGCAAAGAGGCCCAUCGUAUGCGUUAACACCUGUCUGGUCUGGUGGUCCUUGCUGAACAAGAUAUUUUAGGGAUCCAACUUUUUAGUAAAGCCUUGUUUGUGGUGAUUUCUUUUUAAAGCUGACAUGCACCUGAGUAAAACUGAGCCCUCAACUCUUAUGGCUUGGCUGCUGUGACCAGUUUAGAUUCAGAAGUGUCAAGGACUGACAUGAUUUCACAUUAUUCAGAUAUGUCCACUUGAUUGCAUCAGAGAUCAGAACUUUUUGUCUGAACUUCACCAAUAAGUGGUAUCAAGAAGGUCCCAGCUAAUGUUUGUUUAUACAUUUUCUGCCUUGUGUUGACAUUUCCAGGCAAUGUCAUGGUGAAAUACCAUAAACUCUUAAGCAGAUCUCAAAUCCCUGCUGUUAGGGCGGUGCAGGCUGACUUUGAGAAAGCUGCCUUCUUUCUUUGCAGGUUUCUGAACCCAGUUUCAGAACUCCCAGUAAAAAAUGCAAAGAGCAAUGUGAAUAAGCACAGCACAACUGUGUGCAAAGCUAGUGAUAAGAAAUGUUGCCCCUGUGGAGAACUGGACCUGCUGCUUAUGCUACAAAAAGAGACAGAGCAAGCUGAGAUGAGCAAGCCUUUCACAAGUGAGUUCUGGGUGCACUCUGGGGAGUUUGCUUCUCCCUGAGGUAAACAAACUCUCCUUCCUGCUGCUUGUUCGGUUUAGACAGCAUUCCCCCAUGUCACUUGGUUAGUUUUUUAAAGGGAAUUAUUUGUCUUCAAAUUUCACCUUUGUCCAGUCCAGUUAGUCAGUCUGCAUCCUGCUAUUUCAUACCCAGAAGAGUAAUAAUUAUGAACUGAAACCUUUAUUUGGUAGAAAUGCCAGAUCCCAAGGAUCAAGUGCAAUUUGUAUGCUCUUUAUGUUUACAUUUUAUCUAUAGAGAAAGUGUAUUAUAGUUCUCUAGGUAGGGAGUUGAACCAACUUGAUUCCUGAUCACCUCUUCCACAUUUCCCUGUUUUUGUCCCAUUUGCUGUGAUCGUUUCCAGGAGCCUCCUCUGUUCCAGGUGCUAGGAACCAUCCUGAGGAGAUCGCUGCUGCAAGGACUGUGUCUGGUUUGGUGCAUGUGAUGUUGGAAAAUCCAGGGUUCAAUGACGAGGCAACAGUGUGAUUCAGGGUCUGGAAAACACAGCUGGUAAUGAGCCUCAUAAUGAUAACGCAGCCUGUUCAGUGCAGAACAUGUUAGCAGGGGAUCUGUAAUGUGUAAGAAGAUGGCUGAAGGGCUCUCUUAGCAUUUCAAGAUCCUGUUGGAGGGAAUUGAAGUCAGCAAAGAGGAAAUAAAUUGCAGAAAUGGUGGUGGUAAUCAACCACUGAAUAGAUCACAGGAGAUGUGUCAAAUGCUCCAGUCACUUGGACUCUUUAAAUAAUGGUUGGAUAUCAUUCUGGCUGAAUGAGAGUAUAACCUGUUGAGGUAGUUUGAGGAACUGCUGGGUGAAAUCCCUGGACUUAGCUGUGCAGAGGAUCAGUGCAUAUCAUCAUGGCAGUGCAUCAGGCCUCAGUGUCUGUGGCUCUUUCCAAGAGGAGCUCUUAGAACCAGCUGGAAGAUGAAGGUUUAGUAGCAGGAUUCUCUUGGGCUGGGCACUGCUUGUAUUUGUGCAGUGAUAAAGGCUGUGUGGGUUAAUUAGAUGCCUGGUAAAGGAGAUCAGAUGAAGAAAGAGCAUAUACUGCUUCAUAGCAGUGCUCAAGAUUAAUGAAUUUUCAGUAAAAAUUGGGCUAGAAUGUGAGUUUCCCUUUCUGACAGAUUAAAGAUUAUUCCUAGGAAUGUUCUUGGCUUUUUAGGUCGUUUAAGAGCCUUACAGCUGAAGGCAACAUUGACGAAAGUGACGGACUUGGUAAGCUCUGAUGCAUUUUCUCUCCAGCCCCUGCGGAGGCAACAGGGCGGUAUUCAUGGAGAAGGAGGUAAAGUUAGGGAGAUGAAGGAGAAAUCUAAUUUAAUUAUGAAAUGUCUCAACCUUUGUGUGUAGGAGUGACUGUGAUGGAGGUUUGUGGGCAAGGACUAGUUCCUUGUGAUCCACUUUGCUGAUGAAACAUGUUACGUGAACGUGGAGGAGGGAGGAAGAGGCACAGUCGCAAAUGCAGAGAUCACGAGGAUGAUGAACGAGAGCAGUAGGAGGUAGGUGCUGGCUAGAGGGUGGGAAGUCUUCCCUGACGUCCCAGCCUUGGGGGAGGCAGUGGCCCUGACCCACCUGUAGCUUCAGGAGAGGUGGGCUCAGUGACGUUUCUCUUGAACCGCUCAGAAUAGACCCUGUCUCCAAAGUUACCGACGCGAGAAGGGGCUGGCUCUGGCUGGUGCAGAGUGUUGCCACUCUGUUGACUUCAGCAGCGCUGUGGCAGUUUAAAUUAGCCAAGGAUUUGUUCCUUAAUCUGUCUGAUCACUGCCUAGCUGGAAAGAAGAGAAACCUCAACACAGUUCAUCUAUAUUCAUGGCCAUUUCUCGUAGGGCUCCGGUGACUGGUGCCUUUACCGGGAGCAGUAAGUACAUUUGGGAAUUGGCAUGGCCAUGCAAGUACAGAUUCUUCAUUUGUCGUUGUGCUUUCAUAAUAGUUAACCUCUAAACAGAAUUAAUAUAAAAUUAAUAAAGCCCAAUUGCCUUCUAUUCUGUUUGGUUCUUUCCCUUAUAAAGUGCUCGCCCUAUGCUAGAGUACUCCAAUUAGAAAUGAGACCAUUUUUCAAUAAUUUCUUAAGUGUUUCACCCACUGAAUUAGGCUCCUGCACUAUAUUCUCAAAUAUAAUCAGAACUGAGUGCACUGUUUCUUCAUCUGAGUCUCUCUAGCUGUUCACCCCUAAAACCUCAGUGUUUAAUUACUUUUCUGACUUGCUGUGGUGACGGACUCAGAUGUAGCAUUUCAGAAAGCUGUUUCUUUUAGUCAGUAUAAUUUUGUGGAUGGGAUUGUGUUCUAACUUAGCAGAAAUUAGGUGUAUUUGCUUUCCUAGUCUCCACUAGAGAUGCACCUUUUUCUCCUAGAAAAAAGUACAUAAUGGCCCAUGCUCUCUAGCCUAGCUUGUUGGAACAAUGAUGACCUUUAAUUGUGCUCCUCAUCAACACUGAAGAUAAUAAACAAGAUGAACAGAUUAAUUUAUAGAUUGUCACUAUAGUUUUAAAAUUAACUGGCAUCCCAUCGGCACCUCCUCUUUGGGGAAGUAUUCAAUGCCUUAUAAUUAAAUUAAUUAGCAACACUGUUUUGCAGCUGCUUGACCAAGGGGAACGUCUCAAAACAAUUUCAUUCUCUUUGCCCAUCCAGCCUUUGACACAGUGCAAAUCCCUUCCUCUUCCAUUAGCUAUGGGAAAACCCUGAUCACACUGGUGCUAUUAAGGGCUCGGUACCCUUGCCAGAGCAUGCUAACCUUCUCCGCAGGAGCGUUAGUAUUAUUUGAUGUGUUUAGAGAAGAAUAAAGAAUGAGUUUUUUGUAAUCUGCAGGCUUUGCUGGAGCUAAUAAAUGCAGUUAUAAGGGGAUUAGAUUUUAGAUGUUCACACAGAAUUUAGGCAAGUUAUGAAUUCAAGGAGCAGAGCAUGUGAAUGUAUUUGAGCUCAUGUGCAGAUAGGCUCGUUGGGCGUCCCUGCACGGAGGAGAAGCCUGCUGCGAGGAACCAGAGAUCCCUUAGCUCGGCCUGUGGCCGCUGGUGCCUUGCAGCUGUAAAGCAGAUGCUCUUCUAUCUUAUGUCCUUUGAAAAUGCAGCACAGCGGCUCUGAGUGUCACCAGCUGAAAGGUGGGUGCUUUUCCUCCGUAAGGCCUCUGACGGCGACACGAACCGGGCGUCCGGCCUCUCGUCGCUGGUGUUGGGGGGGAGCGCGAAGGUGCUGCAGGGUGCCCCCAGCAGCCUCCCAGUCCCGGAGUGGUGUGGGGCAGCAGCCCCCAGCGCUGGGAAGGGCGUUCACUCCUCUCCUGGGGAUUUGGUGCUGGAAUAGCCGCCUGCGAGGCCAGCAGCAUGCCCCGAGCGGGUGCGUGUCCCCGGCUGAACGAGCCUCACCACCGUGCCUCCGGCGUGUGCCCUUCUGGGGGGAGCGCUGCCCUCCACGGAUGCUCUUGCUCCAGCAGCCUUAACUUCCAGAGCAGCUAGGAGAGACUCUCUGGCCUCGCAAGCUGUGUGUGUGUAAUGCAGAGCUGGCAGCGAGCGGUCACCGUGGCCCUCCUCGAGAGGCUCUUCAGCCACUGCUCCCUCUGUCCCACACAUCUCUCGAGGGCGUCCAGCAAAGCCACUUCUCUUCGAGGGUGUUCCUGCCUGCCCAGCAUCCAGCCUCCCUGUUUACGUUCACAUAAAGCCCCCUUGCUCUCCUCUAGCUUGAUCUGCUAACAACUGACAGAUGAAUUUUUUGGAUGAUUAGGAUCUUAACAAAAGUACCAGUGCAACAAGCACUUGAAAGGCAAAGCUGUUAUCAUCGUGCUGCUAAUGCACUGCGGUGCUGUCGGGGACAGGAUGGGGGCUUAAUUCUUCCACUGUAAGAAAGGAUAAACUUUCUCAGUUAGGUCUCAGCAGAGAGCUGAGCAUGAAUGUGUGCAGAACAGAACCAGCUGCUCACUACUCGGCUAUUAUUCCGGACAUUGGGUUUUGUUGCAUUUAGGUUGCAUCUUUAGGUUUCUGCUCUGCUCUUGCAAGAGGUUCCUAGAGCUUGUGCUCUGGUGUCAGGUGCCAAGUGCCCUUCUCCAGGAUCACAGGGAACAUCAGCCUCAUGCAGCAAGGUCUUUGGGGGCUUUGCUCUCCUCAGGCUGUGCCGCUUGUGCAUUUGACCUGGUGCAUUUUGUUCUCUAGCUGCCACCCUGAUGCACUAGCAGAAAACCUCAUGUUUCUGGGUUUUUCUUUGUAUUCCUAAUGUGUGUGUCUUCAUUAGACAUUUAACUCUAGCAGUGAAAAAAGGCACAGCACAACUUCUCCUCAGGUGUCUGGCUUUGCCUGUGCUAGAGAGUAAUUCUGAUUGUUUUCCAGGGGAGACUCUUGCAAGAAAGUGCCCUUUCCCAUUAGCUUUCCACUGUGCUGUGUUUGAAUCCUCCUCCCCCGUGGUGUCCCGUUCUCCUGGAGGUCGGAAGGAGGGUCCUUGGGGCACGGCUGCUCUGUGCACUGUUGUGGCACAAACCAUUCCCGGGGCUGGGAGCUGCUUCCCUGAGCCGGGCAUUAGCUUAUCCCCACUUGCUUGCACACUGUAGCAUGGUCGUGUCUGGCAAUGCCCGGCACAGGGAAGCAUCUCCCAACCUCGGGAAUGGCUGAAGACCCGAGGAAACAGAGUAGGAGCAAAGAUCAUAUUUAUUGGAGCCCGAGUCUAGGAGAACUGUGGACACAGGCUGAAGUGACGUUGCAAGGAGCCGGACUGCAAAGCUGGCACACUCUGACAUUCCCCCUUGCACAUAAAACCAAAACUGGCAUCAAGUUGGUUCAUCUCUAGAUGCUUUUUGAUAUUCAUUAACCACGUGUUAUAUACUGUAAAUACAUACUUGAAAAGCCAAUAUAUAUUUUUAUAAGCUUGAAACAAAUGUAAUGUAAGAUCACAAGGGACACUGUGUACAUCUCAUGUUUGAACUAGUCAGACAUCUCCAGGGAAUCACCAUGAUUUGGAAUAAUAAUAAAUGGAUAAUAAAGAUCUAUUGACAUUUUUGUUAAUUUUGUAUUUAUUGAACCAUGUUUGAAGGUUGCAAUAAAGAGAUACCUAAGUUAAAACAAACAUUAA